Messenger RNA from Molossus molossus (Pallas's mastiff bat), 788 nucleotides. RefSeq names its product tetraspanin 18 (gene TSPAN18). The record is from RefSeq and is a predicted model, not a curated record. Lineage: Eukaryota; Metazoa; Chordata; Mammalia; Chiroptera; Molossidae. The transcript is spliced from 8 exons. The coding region runs from base 29 to 775 and encodes 248 amino acids. Gene Ontology annotation, cellular component: membrane.
GCCUGAAGAAGUGCCCAGGUGGAGCAUCAUGGAAGGCGACUGUCUGAGCUGCAUGAAGUACCUGAUGUUUGUUUUCAAUUUCUUCAUAUUUCUGGGUGGGGCCUGCCUGCUGGGCAUUGGCACCUGGGUCAUGGUGGACCCCACUGGCUUCCGAGAGAUCGUGGCUGCCAACCCCUUGCUCAUCACGGGCGUCUACAUCCUCCUGGCCAUGGGGGGCCUGCUCUUCCUGCUUGGCUUCCUCGGCUGCUGCGGGGCUGUCCGGGAGAACAGGUGUCUGCUGCUGCUCUUCUUCCUGUUCAUCCUGAUCAUCUUCUUGGCGGAGCUCUCGGCGGCCAUCCUGGCCUUUAUCUUCAGGGAAAAUCUCACACGUGAGUUCUUCACCAAGGAGCUCACCAAGCACUAUCAGGGCGACAACGACACAGACGUCUUUUCCGCCACCUGGAACUCGGUCAUGAUCACAUUCGGUUGCUGUGGGGUCAACGGGCCCGAAGACUUCAAGUUUGCAUCCGUUUUUCGACUCCUGACUUUGGAUAGCGACGAGGUCCCCGAGGCGUGCUGCCGGAGAGAACCCCAGACGCUGGACGGGGUGCUGCUGAGCAGGGAGGAGUGCCUCCUGGGCAGGGACCCGUUCGUGAACAAGCAGGGCUGUUACACCGUGAUCCUCAAUGCCUUCGAAACCUACGUCUACCUGGCUGGAGCCCUGGCCAUAGGGGUGCUGGCCAUCGAGCUGUUCGUCAUGAUCUUCGCCAUCUGCCUCUUCCGGGGCAUCCAGUAGAGGGCGUGGCCUG